Cylicocyclus nassatus is the source of this 489-nucleotide messenger RNA. NCBI's taxonomy places the organism in Eukaryota, Metazoa, Nematoda, Chromadorea, Rhabditida, Strongylidae. The record is from the annotation of a GenBank genome assembly.
AUGCGAAGUACAGAAGCCAAGCUUAAAGUGAUACUUUUUUGUACCAUCUGCUGUGGCGUGAUGAAGCCCGCUGACGUCAGAAGGCAUACAGUUGAGUCGCUCAAGGUAGCACCACUUGGUGAUGGUCAUCACGGAAGGGACUUCUACAAAUAUUUUUUCACUUCUCAUCCUGAACACCGCCACUUCUACAAAGGUGCUGAGAACUACACUGGCGACGAUGUGGCGAAGAGCGAGAGGCGAGUAGUGAAAGAAUCGGUGUAUCGAGCAUUUGUUCGCAGAGUUAUGUACGAGCAUUUCGAUAGAUCAAUCGACCCUGAACUUUGGAAGCCAUUUUGGGAUUACUGGAUAGGAUUUCUAGAGAGCAAGGGGGCAGCUUUGACUGCAGAGCAGAAACAGGCGUGGAAGGAAUUUGGUGCCGUAUUCAACGCUGAAUGCCAAGCAUAUCUGACAAGAAUGGAACGCCCACAUGCGUGAAGCUGCGCUUCGGCC